Linum tenue is the source of this 2462-nucleotide messenger RNA. The record is from the annotation of a GenBank genome assembly. Lineage: Eukaryota; Viridiplantae; Streptophyta; Magnoliopsida; Malpighiales; Linaceae.
CACCCUCCUCUCCCCCCUUCCUUUCUUCCCCAUUCCUCUCCUGCAACCAGAAAGGAAGGAAAAAAGAAGAGGAGAAACGAAAAUAUUCAAAUUCCCCUCCCCCUCCAAAAAAAAAAGUAAGAAAAGUGCAUUAUUUUUUCUUGGUGAACGGAUGAUCAUAUAGAACUAAAAUCAAUCAAUGGAUCGCCUCCACAGCCGCGCAUUUGCGCCGUUCCCGCCAUUCCCACCCUUCCAGCCGAUCAACUUAUCCAAGACAUUCGACCUCCGGCGGAAAGUGCCAUGGUGGGAUCACAUCCUCGACCCAGGAAGCGAUCUCGUCAACCGAUGGAACCACAUCUUCCUCGUCUCCUGCAUCAUCGCCCUCUUCGUCGACCCAAUGUACUUCUACCUCCCCAUGGUCGGCGGCCAGGCCUGCUUCACCAUGGACGUCCCUCUCGGCAUCUGGGUCACUCUCGCCCGCACCAUCACCGACCUCUUCUUCAUCCUGCACGUCUUCAUGAAGUUCCGCACCGCCUUCGUCGCCCCCAGCUCUAGGGUUUUCGGCAGGGGAGAGCUCGUCAUGGAUCCCAGAGAAAUCGCGAUUCGGUACUUGAGGUCUUGGUCCUUCAUCAUCGACGUCACUGCCGCGCUCCCUCUCCCUCAGCUUGUGAUUUGGUUCAUUAUUCCAGCGGUGAAGAACACAUCCGCUAGCCAUGCUAACCACACAGUCUCGUUGAUCGUCCUGAUUCAAUACAUUCCGCGAAUUAUCAUUAUGUUUCCUCUGAAUAGAAGGAUUGUGAAGAGCACUGGAGUUGUAGCCAAGACUGCUUGGUCAGGGGCUGUUUAUAAUCUGCUCCUCUAUGUUCUUGCUAGUCAUGUUCUAGGAGCAAUAUGGUACCUGGCGUCAAUCCAGCGACAACGAACUUGCUGGGAGAGGCAAUGUAUUCUGGAGAGGAAUGUAACACAUUCCCCUUCCUGUAAACUCGAGUAUCUCGACUGCGCAACCCAGCAGGAUCGUGAACGGCAGGCUUGGAUGAGAAUCACCCAUCUCAUCGCCAAUUGUGAUGCUUUUGAUGACAAGAAUGUCCAGUUUGGCAUGUUUAAAGAUGCCUUCACCCAUCAUGUUGCUGAGGCUAAUAUCGUUCAGAAGUACUUCUACUGCCUUUGGUUUGGACUCAGAAACUUGAGUUCAUAUGGACAAAGUUUGGCAACAAGCACUUAUGAAGGCGAAACGAUGUUCAGCAUUAGCGUAUGCAUCGUGGGUCUCGUGCUGUUUGCGCAUCUCAUUGGAAACAUGCAGACGUAUAUGCAAUCCACAACGGCGAGGCUGGAGGAAUGGAGGAUAAGGAGAAGGGAUACAGAGGAAUGGAUGAGGCAUCGCCAGCUACCUCCAGAUCUACAAGAGAGAAUUCGUCGAUUUGUGCAGUAUAAAUGGUUAGCAACGCGUGGUGUGGAUGAAGAAUCCAUCUUGAAAGCCCUCCCACUAGAUAUCAGACGUCGGAUUCAACGGCAUCUUUGCCUGGCUCUUGUUAGACGUGUCCCUUUCUUCGCACAAAUGGACGACCAGCUCCUCGACGCCAUCUGCGAACGCCUGGUUUCCUCCCUAAACACCAAGGACACCUACAUAGUACGAGAAGGUGACCCUGUCAACGAACUGCUCUUCAUCAUCAGGGGACAGUUAGAGAGCAGCACUACCAACGGUGGCAGGACGGGGUUCUACAACUCCAUCAAUCUCCGAGCUGGUGAUUUCUGCGGCGAAGAGCUUCUUACGUGGGCUAUAAACCCAUCAUCCUGCAUGAACUUGCCCCUGUCGACACGUACAGUGAGAUGCUUGAGCGAGGUCGAGGCAUUUGCACUCCGAGCCACCGACCUCAAAUUCGUCGCCAAGCAGUUCAAACGACUGCACAGCAAGACGCUGCAGCACGCGUUUCGGUACUACUCUCAUCAAUGGCGGACUUGGGGGGCCUGCUUCAUACAGGCGGCGUGGAAGAGGUUCAAAAGGAGGAAGCUGGCGAUGGAGCUGGCGAAGCAAGAGAGCUUGUAUUACUCGCAGUACUCGGACGGGGAAGGGUACUACAGCGACGAAGGAGGGAGCGGGAGUGGGAGUGGAAGUGGAAGGUCGUCGUCGGACGACGGAGGGGAGAAGGCUCAGCAUCUUGGGGCUACAUUGCUUGCUUCCAAGUUUGCAGCGAACACGAGAAAGGGAGUUAGCAGUCAUCCUAAGUUGCCUGGUGAUGACGUUUUGAAGAUGCCCAAGUUGUUCAAGCCUCAAGAGCCUGAUUUUAAUGCAUAAAGAUAUCUAGGCUUGUGAGGUUUGUAUUUAACAAGAAGGGGUAUUUGUAACAUCGGUGGAGACAUGUUUUGGUUAUAGGAUGAUGAUCGCCAUAGCUAGAGUUAGGAGGGAUAGUGCUGAGAGUAGAUAUGUGUUUAGUGUAGAAAGUGGUGUAUAUUAUGUGCAUAUUAUGUGGUUAAUACAAAAUAUU